AACAACGAAGCAGCGAAUAACGGAGUUUGCAUAUGAGAUUCCGUAGGGCUUGACCAGUGCACGUGAUUCUUCUGAUAAGCAGAAGAAGCAUAAAGUGCAAGCAUAUCAUGAAAUAAUGAUCCAGUCUCAUUCCAAUACUCUCCAUUCACCGGAAAUAAAAAAAAAAUACGUAGCCACAGGUGGUACUAAAACCAACAGCUGCUGUAAUAAGUAGAGAGUAUGCUUAGGCCUAAGCACCUUUGCAAAAACAGUAACGAAACGUAAAAAAAAAGUGGAUAGUUAGCUCUAACCUUCACUGCACGCCUGGUCAGCUGCAGUUUAUGUGAACCUAACCUCCAGAAAGCCAUACUCGCAUUAUCAUCAAAGGAAAGGACCAAAGAUCGACUGUAAUGCGAGCAGUCACCAGCGUGGAUCAAAAAAAUUUGGGAAGGCAAGGCUACAGAAAUUCCAGCUUUUCUUCAAUAACUGUCAUGGCUACAGCAAUUGCAGCAGAACCAUUAUGCAUGUUCAUUGUUGUCCGUAAAGACUUGGCCAAGAGCUUGCAAUGGCCCACUGGAAGUGUCAUAACACAAGCUUGUCACGCAGCUACGGCCAUAUUGCAGCAGACGAAGGAUGAUGACAACACAAAAGAGUAUCUGAAAGAUAUUCAUAACAUGAGAAAAGUGGUCCUUGAAACCAAAAAUGCUGCUUCGCUUGAAAAGCUUGCUGAUGCUCUAGUAGAGCAUGAAAUUCCUCUUUUCAGAUGGACCGAGCAGCCCGAGAAUAUUGUGACCGCAUUCGCAACUGCACCUCUACGUGAGAGAUCAACGGAAGUGAAAGCGAUAUUCAAGAAAUACAGUUCAUUAUACCGUUAAACUUUUGAACAUAAUGUUCAACCAUACAAAAAUAUAUUUUAUUCGGGGGCGAUAGCGAAGUUUUCUGUCUAUAUUGUCUGUAGAGCAGAUGGAAUAUACGCUGAUUCGAAGAACACAGGGUUUGUC
Radiomyces spectabilis is the source of this 980-nucleotide messenger RNA. Its product is annotated as peptidyl-tRNA hydrolase II domain-containing protein. Gene Ontology annotation, molecular function: peptidyl-tRNA hydrolase activity. The record is from RefSeq and is a predicted model, not a curated record. The transcript is spliced from 4 exons. NCBI's taxonomy places the organism in Eukaryota, Fungi, Mucoromycota, Mucoromycetes, Mucorales, Radiomycetaceae. Bases 390 to 854 code for a protein of 154 amino acids.